Messenger RNA from Neurospora tetrasperma FGSC 2508, 2377 nucleotides. RefSeq lists its product as uncharacterized. The record is from RefSeq and is a predicted model, not a curated record. NCBI's taxonomy places the organism in Eukaryota, Fungi, Ascomycota, Sordariomycetes, Sordariales, Sordariaceae. Gene Ontology annotation, biological process: mitotic DNA damage checkpoint signaling; protein phosphorylation. Gene Ontology annotation, molecular function: protein serine/threonine kinase activity; ATP binding. The coding region runs from base 69 to 1958 and encodes 629 amino acids. Gene Ontology annotation, cellular component: nucleus. The transcript is spliced from 5 exons.
CCAGCCAACUCUCACAAACCUCAACCAAAUCGCCAUCUGAUCAAGAAGCCCAAAUAAUAUCAGACAAAAUGUCGACAAUACAACAGUUGAAGAACUUCAUCCGACACGGAAAGCAAGCCCGCACUGCAAACCCUGAAGAGCCGGCGCGGACAAAACAGGCCGACCACUCUGCCACACAACAUCACCAGCCCACAAAGAUGGCGGCCCCUGUCUCAGAACCCAACCUGGGAGGCUCUCCGCCACGCAACCACCAAGCGCCCGUUCAAGAUGCCUACUCGAACACGCAAGUUGACGGCCACAACCGUGUCGCGCAGGCUGGCCAUGCCGCUGCCCAUUAUGCCGAGGCCGACCAAAACCUAGCACACAAGUCCAAGUCAAAGACCAAGGUUCCCGACGAGAAUAUUGUCAGGCUUGUUGCGGAAGAAAACGCAAGCAAGAGCAAAUUUCCCAGGUACCCCGGCCUUGAGCGAUGGGAGCUCGUCGAGAAGAUGGGCGACGGUGCCUUCAGCAACGUUUACCGCGCACGGGAUUUGGAGGGUAACGCGGGCGAAGUAGCCAUCAAAGUUGUUCGCAAGUUUGAAAUGAAUAACAUGCAGAGCAACAAACAUCUCCAUCCGGACUUCAAGCCAAAGGCACCAAAGGCUGCAGAGCGAGCCAAUAUCUUGAAAGAGGUGCAAAUCAUGCGCCAGCUUGACCAUCCCAACAUCAUCAAGCUUGUCGACUUCGCCGAGUCUCGCCAAUACUACUACAUCAUUCUUGAACUGGCACCUGGCGGCGAGCUGUUCCACCAGAUUGUGCGUCUGACGUACUUUAGUGAGGAUCUCUCCAGGCACGUUAUCACACAGGUAGCAAAGGCUCUGGAGUAUCUGCACGAGGAGAAGGGUGUAGUCCAUCGUGACAUCAAGCCUGAAAACAUCCUCUUCAGCCCCAUUCCAUUUAUCCCCUCGAAGCACCCGAAACCCAAGCAGCCAGGUGAUGAGGACAAAGUUGACGAGGGCGAGUUCAUCAAAGGCGUAGGUUCUGGUGGGAUUGGUCAGAUCAAGAUAGCCGAUUUCGGCUUAUCCAAGAUCGUCUGGGACAAACAAACCAUGACUCCCUGCGGCACUGUCGGGUAUACAGCACCCGAGAUCGUCAAGGAUGAGCGGUACUCCAAGGCCGUCGAUAUGUGGGCGCUGGGUUGCGUUCUCUACACUCUUCUUUGCGGCUUCCCACCUUUCUACGAUGAGAGCAUUGAGGUCUUGACGGAGAAGGUUGCCAAGGGCCAGUAUACCUUCCUUUCGCCAUGGUGGGACGAUAUCAGCAAAUCCGCCCAGGAUCUUAUCUCGCAUCUUCUGUGCGUCGAUCCCGAGAAGCGCUACACGAUCACAGAGUUCCUCGCGCAUCCUUGGAUUGCCGGCUCGGGUCCUACGCCAAGAGACGAGCGGAAGAACCCAGACGGUGUGCUGCGGGCCUUCGAUGCAUCCAAGAUUGUGGAUGGAGACAGACGUUAUGACUUCCGUUCUCCAGGUGCUGUCAAUCUGCGCGAAGUGUUUGACGUUGGCUAUGCCGUCCAUCGCCAAGAGGAAGAAGGCAAGAGACGUCAUAACCUCGGAGCCAAGGCGGGCGUGUCUCGUCUGGUAGGCCUCGACGAGAACUCCGACGAGGGAGAGGAUGUUGCUAUGCAUGAUGUCGUAAAUGGCAAGCAAUACCAUACAUCUCUUGAGCAAAGCAUGCGCAAUGCCCAAAUCAGGGAUCAACAACAGGAGCAACGCGGUAGGGACCGCGAGAGGAAGGCUCACCCACCCCCAGCGGCCGCUGAACAAAGGGGCUAUGGUCAACACUCCGCAGCUGUCACGGCUGCCGCCAGACAACAGGUUCGCGAACGCAACCGACAAAAGGGUGCAUUCGAGCUCAAUCUGGAUGGCGCCACUCUGCUCGGACGGCGAGGAGUUAAACCGUCUGCUGCUCGAGUUGCAUAGGGUGACAACCCAGAGGCGACAAAGCCUGACGAGAAGCAUGUCCAAAAGACAUGUGACGAUGAUUUGCUUGCGAGUGAGGCGAGGUCUAAGCUGCAGUUCAACGAUACGUAGGAGCAAGGGAACGUCGAAAGGAUAUUCAGUUCUGUUGUGCAUUUUUUCAGGAGGAGGGUGUUGGCCGACGGAGAGCCAGCAAUAGCGUUGGGCAUUUCUCAACAUUUCCAUUCUUCUCAACCCCCCGUUUAGCAUUUUUCAACGUUUUGGAAGCGUACCAUCAUGUCGUUUUUCUUGUUGUUCAUGAGACUAACAGGUUUGGCCGUCGAUAUGGGGAAUUUUUGGUCAUCCCAUCUCAUAGCGCUACAUUACGGUGUUGGAGGCCAAUUGAUAGGUUUUGUUUAUUUUUAAGAUUAGGAUGCUUCACU